Molecule: messenger RNA, 795 nt
Organism: Galeopterus variegatus (Sunda flying lemur)
Lineage: Eukaryota; Metazoa; Chordata; Mammalia; Dermoptera; Cynocephalidae
Gene: GZMK
Product: granzyme K (granzyme 3; tryptase II)
Exons: 5
Coding region: 1-795 (264 amino acids)
Biological process (GO): proteolysis
Molecular function (GO): serine-type endopeptidase activity
Source: RefSeq, a predicted model, not a curated record
AUGACUAGGUUUUAUUAUUUUUCUCUAUUUUUCCUAAUAGCUGGGUCUUAUAUGACUCAUGUAGGUUUCAAUAUGGAAAUUAUUGGAGGGAGAGAAGUGUCACCUCAUUCCAGGCCAUUUAUGGCUUCUAUCCAGUGUGGCGGCAGUCACGUUUGUGGAGGAGUUCUGAUCGAUCCACAGUGGGUGCUGACAGCAGCCCACUGCCACUCUCGGUUCACCAAAGGCGAGUCUCUCACAGUGGUUUUAGGAGCACACUCUCUCUCAAAGCAUGAGGCCUCCAAACAAAUGUUUGAGAUUAAGAAAUUCAUACCAUUCUCAAGAUUUAUAUCAGAUCCUAAAUCAAAUGAUAUCAUGCUGGUUAAGCUUCACAUGGCUGCAAAACUCAACAAGCAUGUCCAGCUGCUCCACCUAAGAACCAAACACUAUAUCAGAGCCGGAGCCAAAUGCCAGGUUACUGGCUGGGGAUCCACCAACCCAGAGUUUUUUAGCCCCUCUGAUACCUUGCGAGAAGUCACUGUCACUGUCAUAAGUCGAAAACUUUGCAACAGCCAAAGUUAUUACAACCACAACCCUGUUAUAACCAAAGACAUGGCAUGUGCAGGAGACGCCAGAGGAAAGAAGGAUUCUUGCCAGGGUGACUCAGGUGGCCCCUUGGUCUGUAAAGGUGUCUUCCAUGCCAUAGUGUCUGGAGGUUAUAAAUGUGGUAUUGCCAAGAAGCCUGGAAUCUAUAUCCUAUUAACCAAGAAAUUCCAGGCUUGGAUCAGAAGCAAGCUUGCCCCCUCUCAUGCAAAUUAA